Messenger RNA from Musca domestica (house fly), 2070 nucleotides. RefSeq names its product brachyurin. Gene Ontology annotation, biological process: proteolysis. The record is from RefSeq and is a predicted model, not a curated record. Gene Ontology annotation, molecular function: serine-type endopeptidase activity. Bases 324 to 1259 code for a protein of 311 amino acids. The transcript has a single exon. NCBI's taxonomy places the organism in Eukaryota, Metazoa, Arthropoda, Insecta, Diptera, Muscidae.
UGGUUUGAAAUAAAAUUUCAGUGUUCAGUUAGAAUGAGUUUAGAUUUAAACGGGAGUUUGAAUAGUUAACAACACACGCUAAAUCAAGAAAAAACAAAGCGCCUAAAAGCAAAACAAGAAAGUAAAACAAGCUUUACAUUUGGAAAGAAAUUGAAAAUUGUAUUGAGAAGAAAAUAAAAACAAAACGUUCAAGUGAUACAAAGAAAAAAAAAAAAAAAAAGAGAAGGCAUUUAAAUGAACUUUUUACUAAACAGAACUUUUAAAAAUUGAAAAAUCAAACAAAACACUUUGUAAAUUUAAAAUUGAUUUAAAAAGUGAAGUGAAUGAUGUUAAAGAUGGUGCCAUUACGAUUAUUUGUAAUAAGCCUUAUAGUGGUCUUGUCUUGUAUCAAGGCCGGAGAAUCCUAUGCAGUGGGCCAGUCCAAGUAUGGCCGUAUUGAGAAAUUUCCCUAUCAAGUGAUGUUGAUUGGCAAACAAUUGUGGCGAAAACGUAUACUCUGCGGUGGUACCCUACUGGAUAAUCGUUGGAUUUUAACUGCCGGUCAUUGUACCAUGGGCGUGACACAUUUCGAUGUCUAUAUGGGAACCAAGAGCGUUGAUGAAUCUGUGGAAGCGGGAAAAGUGGUGAUGCGCAGCAAUAAAUUCAUUGUCCAUGAACAUUUUAAUCCCCGCACCGCAGCCAAUGACAUUGCCUUGGUUAAGCUGCCCGAAGAUGUGGUGUUUACAUCGCGCAUUAAACCCGCCACCUUGCCACAUGCCAUGCAAAAUGAUCAAUUUGUGGGUUCACGUGUCGUGGCCACCGGUUGGGGUGCAGCUGGUGAAACCUCCAACUCUGAUCCCAUGCAAUACACCGAAUUGAGGGUUAUUUCCAAUGCAGAAUGCGCUGAUGAAUUCGAUGUCAUUACCGAUGGUGUUUUGUGUGCCAAAGGUUUGAAAGAUGAGACCGUUUGUACCGGUGAUUCUGGUGGCCCCUUGGUCUUGAAGGGCAGUCAGGUUGUGGUGGGCAUUACAAGUUUUGGCCCAGCCGAUGGCUGUGAAACAAAUAUUCCCGGUGGCUUCACACGUGUCACGCACUAUCUGGAUUGGAUUGAUUCAAAAAUUGGUAAAAGUCAGACAAAUUAUCAACAACAACAGAAACAACAACAACAGCAGCAGCAACCUAAACAAAAGCAUUUAAAUGAUGGUCGCUAUCAUCCGCAACAUAAUGUCCAACAUAAGGCUAUGGUCAAUACGCCUAGGGAUCAUCCCAAUAUUGUGUAAAAUUGUUAAAAAGAUGGAGAAGAAGAAGAAAGAGAAGAUAACAAAAACAAGGAUCCCUCCCUUGUAUUUGGACAUUACUGCUGAAUCUCAUUGAAAUGACUGACUGAACCUAAUAGCUUUAUUUUUACACCCCUAUUUUUGUUACAAACAAACAAUCCUAUCCAGUAAUUAUAGUAUGUAAGCAUGUUAUUAUUUAUUUUUUAGUAUAAACUAUUAUAGAUAAUGCGAGGAUUUAGUACAGGAAUUAUUUUAUAUUUUACGGAAAAUGUGCAGAGAUUUUAUAAAAAAUAAUAUUACAAUGUUUACACAAAGUUAUGAAAAAUUAUCCAAUGAUGUUUUUUUUUUGACAUUUGUAUAUUUGCAUACAAAAACACGUCGAGUAAAUCAAAACAAACAGCUGCUAAAACAGCUGAUUUUUGCAUUUGUUUAAAAAUGUUUCUCUCUGAUUUUAUUUUAAAUAAUAAAAUUCUGGGACGUUACAGAUUUAUAGACAUUAUUUUAAAAAAAAUCUCAACGUUUUUCGUUUAUAAGAAAAAUAAAUAUAUUUUAAGAAAAAGCAAUGUAUUGAGAAAAGGAACCACAGAAAAAUGUAUAUGCCAAGAGCAAUACAAAUUAAUUAAAAAAAAAAUCAAAAUAUAAAAUAGAGAAAGAGAGAGUAUAUUUGAGUGUGAGCAAGAGAUUUUUGACGUUAUUGAAAUUGUUGAACCAUUAGUCAUCUUUGUUAUUCAUAUUAAUGCAACGUAAAUUUUAACACUAAAUUAACUCAGAUUUUCCAAAACUUAAUUGCAAUUAUUAAUUUGUCAAAUGUGUU